UAGCAGUGACUCGUACUAGAAAGGAACUCGAUUUAUCCUUUUGGGUUUUAGAUGGAGGUUGUGCCAAAAAGGACAAGUGUUAAAGUGGAAAGAAGGAUGGAGUCAUCACCAUGUGUUAGUGUUGAAGAGGUUGAAAAGAUUGGAAAUGAGAAGAAAAUAGCAGAAGGUUCUUUCAAGUCGUCUUCUCCGAAUCGAAAAGAUUCAAGCACUACAAAUCAGGUCUCCACAGCGAUCGCAAGUGAAAGAUCAUCCACAGGCACAUCCUCAAGACUAUCUCCUACAAACCCCAAGGAAUCCGAUACUGCAAUCAAUCUGCAGGAGGAACUGCAGCUUGAAUCAACCAAAGCAGAAAUGGGAGAAGUAAGAGAAGAGAAUGAAAGACUCAAGGCACUCUUAGCAAAAAUAGUCAAAGAUUAUCAAUCUCUUCAGAUGCAUUUCUUCGAUAUUGUUCAACAAGAACAGGCGAAAAAGCCAUCAGAACCUCCACCUCCGCCACCACCACCACCAGCCUCAACAUACACUGAAGAGCCUGAAUUAGUCUCUCUCAGCCUCGGCACAUCUUCAAGCUUGAACAAGAAAGAAGAGAAGGUAACAAGUAAGCGGAAGAGCACUGAGCAGAUCGAAGAAGGACUCACUCUUGGGCUUACCAAUAGCCCAAAUGAACCUGUAUCGAGUAACAUGAGCCCGAGUAAUAGCGUUGAUAAUGAUCAGGGGAAGGAGGAAGAACCAGGAGAGCCGUGGCCUCCAAGCAAAAUACUGAAGAGUUUGAGGAAUGGAGCGGAUGUCGAGGAGGGUUUACAACAGGCCCAUGUCAAGAAGACGAGGGUUUCUGUUAGGGCUCGGUGUGAUGCUCCCACGAUGCAUGAUGGAUGUCAGUGGAGAAAAUAUGGGCAGAAGAUUGCCAAAGGGAAUCCUUGCCCUAGGGCUUACUAUAGGUGUACAGUUGCUCCAGCAUGCCCAGUGAGAAAACAGGUUCAAAGAUGCGCCGAGGACAUGUCAAUCCUAAUCACAACCUAUGAAGGCACACACAACCACCCCCUCCCAAUCUCGGCCACUGCCAUCCGGCUCCUCCACCUCCCGCUCCUCCCACAUCGGAUCCCCGCCUUCCUCUGUUGGAGCUUCCUCCCUCUCCUCCUCAACCGCAAACCUCCACGCGUUAAAUUUCAACUUAUCAGAUUCAAAUUCCCGAAACCGUCCUUUUUACCUCCCAAACCCUACAAUAUCAUCUACCCCCUCUUACCCUACUAUUACCCUAGACCUCACCUCACCCCCACAAACAACCUCUCAACUACCAUCACAAUUCAACACUAGAUUCUCCCCAUCAAAUUUUAGCGCCUCAGUUCCUAGAUACUCAACGAGCUUAAACUUCUCUAGUAGUUUAGAGUCUAGCACAUCUUGGAGUACAAAUGGAUCAUACUUGAGCUAUGUAGACCAGAA
Molecule: messenger RNA, 1437 nt
Organism: Asparagus officinalis (garden asparagus)
Lineage: Eukaryota; Viridiplantae; Streptophyta; Magnoliopsida; Asparagales; Asparagaceae
Product: probable WRKY transcription factor 72
Exons: 6
Coding region: 52-1311 (419 amino acids)
Biological process (GO): regulation of DNA-templated transcription
Molecular function (GO): DNA-binding transcription factor activity; sequence-specific DNA binding
Source: RefSeq, a predicted model, not a curated record